AUGGACUUGUUCCAGGUGGCCGAGCACCACUUCUUUGUGGAAUGCAAAGCUGCGUGCCCCACUUGCCCAAAGAACAACUGCACUCACACGCGAGACUCCAAGCGACGGACGUCUACACACGCUUUUUUCAAGGAGCUGUUGGGCCACCGGUUUCCCAUCACCGACGAGCUUCUUGUAGCCACGUGGAAGCUCAUCGACAGCUGCGAUUACGGCAUCAAGAGAAAUGGUGCUGCGAAGAGAGACCGCGUGUGCGUGCAUCCAUAUCACUAUGCUGUGCCGCCCCAACACGAGGCUGAGGUGUUUCAGAUACUCGUGCGCGAGUGCCGGAGGAUGGGGUUUGCGGUCUAUGUCAAUGGCAGCAUGGAUGCGGACACGUGUGAGCCCGGAGACCUGGCAGACCUUGCGGCUCUCCUCAAAGACCAAGGUGACGCGUAUCUGCAAGCGGCAUUGCAGCACCACCAGCCCCAACAACAACAUCUGCCGCAAUCAGUGUCGCACGGCGCAUCGCCGUCUUCAUUGUCGUCGUCGUCGUCGUCCAGUGCUCGGAGCCCGCGGAGGACCGGACCGAUUCGCCACUCGCGCACACGCGCGCAGAAACACGGACGCGCGCACACGACACAGCCAUACACUCUCCCCGACCACCACCAGCAAGGACGCCAGCCGCCACCUGACGGUGGGAUGGGCGGUUCGGUCCCGAACAUGCUGGGCGGAGGUGCAAACGACCCCGAGAUGCUGACGACGACGGCAGGCGCCUCGGUGCCACGAGGAUGGUCAGACAUAUUUGACAUCCCUCCAGUUGUUGGCUCGCCAUCUGGACACUCGUCGUCAUCGAUGGACGCAACGCCGUCGCCACAGGCCGGCAUGCAGCUUGUCGGUGCAGACAUGAUCAACUUUGGCAGUCUCCACGACCCGCAGCUGCAGGAGGAGAUGGACGAGGUGUGGAUGGCAAACUGCCCCUCCUGCGGCAUGCUCCAAGUCGUCUUCAACGUCAGCUGCAAGUGCUUUCAGUGCGGGGCCGAUCUCACCAGCACGGGUGCCGACAUUGCCUACCUCUUCCCCAAACUCCGCGCAUCAGAGUCAUUUGAGGAGGGCGAUGUUGUUGGUCUGUUCUCGGCUGCGGGCGGGCGUCUGGUCAUUGAGCGGUUGCGCCGCGAGAACGUUGCCGGUGCUGUCGUGUGCGGUGUCAUCAGCAGAUCAGCACACACCAUCGCCAAUCGCCGGGAAGUGGAGUCACUCCCUGUGCAGCACAUCGACCUCGUGUGCAUGUUCGGCACAAUCGAGACGAAGGUCGGGGGUCCUGUCAAGACGGGGGAUCUGCUGUACACGGGGCCGUAUGCGGUCUCGCUGGAGGACGCAGCCGCAGAGUUUGAACUGCUCAGCAUCCACGACGACUAUGAUGAUGAUGAUGAUGAUGAUGAUGAUGAUGAUGAUGAUGAUGAUGAUGAUGAUGAUGAUGAUGAUGAUGAUGAUGAUGAUGAUGAGUUCGGUGAUGAGAGUGGUGGGGAUGGCGGUGGUGACACGGCUUCUUCUGAUCAUCGUGAUGGUAACAAGACAGCUGCAUCGGUAACGAAAGCAGGCACCGUUGCGUCAACUGCUGAGGCAGAUGCAACUGCGCCCAAGAAUGAUGGUGACGACGACGGCGACGAUGAUGAUGACGACGAAUGGGUGAUGAUUGAAGUUGAGGAGAGCGCGGUGCUUGACAACCACUACUCCGUGUCGUACUUAUCAACGCAGGUGUCACGUGUCGAGUCGACUGAAGCACCCGAGGGCGAUGCUGCGAGUUCAAAGCAGCACGUCGGCGCCCACGCCACCCCCGCUGUCACUCCUGGCGAUCGGCAGAGCAGCAGGCGACGGAGCACGAGCGCCAAGAAAGAGCGAAGCAGCAGCACCACCAGCCACGGCGACAAUGAUGGUGGCAAGCAGAGGAAGGCUAGUACUGGCAGCGCCAAUGGUAGGCGUCGCAACAACAGCAACAGCUCGAGCACCAGCAAGAACAGCAGCAAGAGCAAGCAGCCGUCUCGCAUGCCCACCAUCACCAGCACCACCGUACAUGCAGGCAACGCUGAUCACGCCAGUGCUGCCAGUGCUGAGUGGCCCGCAGGUGUUGCCCAGGCGAGCGCGCACCCGCAGCCAAGCCAGAUUCUGCUGGGCAUUGCGCUGGAUGGCGGGGAAGGGAGCGAGGUUGAGGUGCGGGAUGGGGUGGAGGUGCGACGUGUGCGGGCGCUCAUCUCCCUCAACAACAACGUCACCGACGCCGCCAUCAAGCAGCAGAUUGACGACCUGCGUGUGCGUCUGGAGGCGAGGAUGCAAACCAUGUCACAGCACACACGCGACAACAAGGACGAAAUCAGCGCUCUCAAAGCACGCGUGCACGAGCUUGAGCUUGCGACGAAGAACACGCGUCCGCGUGCAGGAAAUCGCUGCCACAUUUCCCGACGCGCACACGGACACACACGCGCGCGUGCGCACCGCCGUCAGCGAAGUAUGUGGACUGGCAGACAGCAAGAGUUUGAGCACGUGCUGUCGUGGGACGAUCUGGUGACAGCGAGCGAGCCGCUCACACGCGACACAGUGCACACACGCACGUAUUCGGACAUUGUUCGAGGUGGCAGUGAUGAUGUUGGCACCAUGCGUGUUGUCAAGUGCUUUCUCCUCUCCAACGAAUCAGCAAAGUUUCUCGCAUACUCCAAGCGACACGGCGUCAGUGCGGACUGUGAUCGCCCGCGCCGCUGUACACGCGUCACCCUCCUCAUCAAACCAGACGCCAUGCACGCAUGGGAAUUGGGAGAGGACAUUCCCGAUGAUGAGCUUAAGGCGAUGAUUGAGGAGUUUGACCAGGACAACGACGGAGAGAGUGAGGAAGACGUAGCUUACUACGACACGGCGUUUGUUCGCACACCGUCGCAGCUGCGGCUGCUGCAAAUGCCCGUGCACGCCAUCAACCUCCGGGGUGGUGAGCUGCGACACGAUAUUUUGUCCCGACCAAGCUUGCCUGCAGGCAUGCGCGCGUGCCUUGGGCGCGUGUACAGCAAACUGACGGAAGCCCCGCUUCGCGUCAACAACAGACGCGGAUGGGUUGACGCUCGCGGCGGCGCCGGUGUUCUCGCGCGUGUGUUCAUCCACUGCACAGAAGACAGCAAGAUCAUCGUGUUCCACAGCGGCAAGUACCUGCACAUGCCUGAUGACGCACACGUGCGCGUCACUAACACGACGACGAUGGAUCAGGCCACGCGUUUCACUAUCAAACCAGAGCAAGGCACGCCGUGGUGCCGGUUGGAGUGCAAUGGGCGCUACCUGUGCGCAACCGUUGAUGGAGAUCUCAUUGCCUCCACCACACACGACGACGACGCAACACAGUUCUGUGUGAAUGUGACGCUGCACCUUCGCCGUCACGGGCGCACAAUUCCACGCGAGGACGAGAGUGAACUCAUUCAUCGUGAUCACGAUGCUGAUGAACAUGAUGUUGCAGCCGGUCAGCCAAGACGACCGAACGGCGCUCGCUCAACGUGA
Salpingoeca rosetta is the source of this 3510-nucleotide messenger RNA. RefSeq lists its product as uncharacterized. NCBI's taxonomy places the organism in Eukaryota, Choanoflagellata, Craspedida, Salpingoecidae. Gene Ontology annotation, molecular function: actin filament binding; protein-macromolecule adaptor activity. The transcript has 21 exons. Bases 1 to 3510 code for a protein of 1169 amino acids. The record is from RefSeq and is a predicted model, not a curated record.